Molecule: messenger RNA, 1986 nt
Organism: Symbiodinium natans
Lineage: Eukaryota; Dinophyceae; Suessiales; Symbiodiniaceae
Source: the annotation of a GenBank genome assembly
AUGCCGGCAUUGAGACACCGGAGGACAUCCCUUGAGCUCAAGAAGACGAAGUCGGCCCUCAAAGCGAAAUGCAUGCUUGCAAGAUCCGAGUUUUUCAGCAACAGCUCAGAGAAGUUCUUGCAAGAGCUGAGCACCAUGCUAGAGGUCCAUCUCUUUCUGCCAGAGCAAGAAAUCAUCAGAGCAGGCGAAGAUGGCGACAGGAUGUAUUUCCUGAAUUGGGGUUCGGUGGAGGUUCUUCUUGCUGAUAAAGUGAUUGGCGUUUUAGGCAGUGGAGAGGUUUUCGGCGAAAUGGCACUAUUUGGAAAUGGCAAACGCACCUGCACUGUCCGAGCCAUCGACACGUCCGACUGCCGCAGCGUCAAUCAGCACAGUUUCCAGCGGCUUCUGACGGCUUUUCCCAAAGAGCGUCAGCGAUUUGAGAAGCUUGUGGAAGACCGAAUGCAGGAGACUGGCAAGGUGAAACAGGACAUUAAGCGAGAGCGAGAUGAGCGAGAGCGUGACGAACGCACAUCUGUUGCGUCAGGGUCGUCCAGACUUCGUUCGAUAACUCUGAGAAGUGUGUCGGUGAUCGCCAAGAUGGGCGUGAAGGGCCUUCAUCCUAAAUCUGCAUCGGUGGAUGGGCCUGUCGGGUUGUCCACGGCCGAGCCUGCUCGAAGGCCGAGACGCACCCGACCAGCAACUGAUGGUGAGGUUUGGGAAUACUCGGGUUCCAGACUGUCUACCGACUCAGCCAUUGGUGUGGGUUCGGAAGCUUCAGCAACUGAUGGUGAGGUUUGGGAAGACUCGGGUUCCAGACUGUCUACCGACUCAGCCGUUGGUGUGGGACUGGAGGCUUGCGAACAGUCCACUGCCGAGCCUGCUCGAAGGCCAAGACGCACCCGACCAGCAACUGAUGGUGAGGUUUGGGAAUACUCGGGUUCCAGACUGUCUACCGACUCAGCUGCUGGUGUGGGGAUGGAGGCUUGCGAACAGUCGAGACACACCCGACCAGCAACUGAUGGUGAGGUUCGGGAAGACCCAGGUUCCAGACAGCCUAUCCACUCAAUUCCCGUUGUGCUUCUGGAAACUUGUGAAUCCGUUGGUGCGCAGUCGACUGCAGACGAGGGGGCAAGCAUGAUUAGUCUGAGUCGCCGGAGCUCAGCAGGUACUGGCUUCAGUGGUGAUAUCAUUUGUGAGACCAGUGAGGGCAUGGACAAGCGUUCGCCGGGCUCAUGCGUUCCGGAAGAUGAAGCCGGGAGAGCAUGCCUUGCAGUACCCGAGACGGCGGCGACGGCGCCGGAAGCCCUGCGAGGGCCGCGGGGACCCCGCCGCAUUCCGAAUCUUCCGUCGGAGUGCUUGCCGAAGUCGGCGCCGGCUUCGAGCCCGCAUCGUCGGAGGUGCAGUUUGGCGGCACCCUUCAGAAGCCCCAAAAGACACAUCCAAGCAAGACAGAGGCGAUGCAAGAGCUUGGAUGGGAGCCUUGCGAGCCUUGAGAGCCCGAGCCCAAAGGCACCAUCAAGCAAAGGCUCCGGCAUCGGUGACAUGCACACUGAGAAGCAGGAGGAAGGAGGUGAAGCUGGUGCCAUUUCAGCCCUCCCGGUUGCUCUUCCUCAGGUUGAGGAGGAACGGGGCAACUCGAGUGCCAUCGCUCCGGCCGCCGUGUCGCCAUCUUUCAACGAGGCUUUGGACCGCCUUGGGGCGCUCCCUCCCAUCCGACUUCUUUACACAGGAAGGAUGGACCUCCACCCUUGUUUUGGCCCUGUCUCCUGCGAGCACUACGAGCCCGAAGGGUCUGACAGUCUCAGCAGCGAAGCGAGCGAAGUGAGCGAAGCGCGCGAAGCGCGUGAGGCCAGCAUGAGACAAGCCGAGCACAGCAAAGCGCAGAGCUGCUUUGACAUGUACAUGGAUGCUGGAAAGUUCAGACUCGGACAGGCAGCAGCUUGUCCGCAUGGCAAUCGAUCUCGCACAGGUUUCUGGUGGCUCGACAAAGGAAAUGUCAAGGCAUGA